UUUCUCUUCUCAAUUUCUUCUUCUUCUCAUUUUAAAAUUCGAAAUUACUCUAUUUUUAUUCAUCAUGAAUCCUUCCGGCUCCGGCUUCGUUCCCGACAAUCUCGCCCCGAGCGACGCCGCGAUGUGGUUCUACCAAGAGUGGGGCGAUCGACCGCCGAUAUUCGAGACACAACAAUCCGGGUACGUCGACCGAGAUUCGGUUCCGGAGACUCAACCGGAACCGUCCAGAUCGAAAAAAAGUACACGCUGGAGGAGCCACAAAGCCAAAACCACGUUGACCGAGGCGGCACGGUCAAUCCAAAAGUGGACGCCGGAGGAGGAGUGCAUAUUGGCGUCGGCUUGGGUUGAUGUCUCCGAGCAUCCUAUCGUUGGUAAUGAGCAAACGAUCAAUGCGAUGUGGGAUCGUAUCGAGGAGAAGUUCUUCACGGCGAUGAAGAAGGACGGCUCCUACCGAACCCGUGACCAACUCACUUCCAAAUGGGGCCACAUCAACAAAAAAGUCCGAAAGUUUAUGGGAGUAUACGAGGAAUGCUCCCGAACCCGGAGGAGCGGCACGAACGAUGCCGAUGUUCUCCGACUUGCCACGACCCGGUAUCAAGACGACGGGAACCAAGGCAAGCAGAUCAAUGCAACUUCCACUCAGGUGCAAGCCACCAUUGAAGGUACCAGCAUCCCCAUGGUUGCUACCCUGUCAGCCGUUUAUGCUCCGGUUUUGCCAAUGGGUCUGAGCUCGGUCCCAACACCCAACAUGGUCAGCCCAUUCACGGCCCCCGUCCCUUCCGCUGGGCCGAGGGUCACUUUCCCACCAAGCAUGACUCAGUUCAUGAAUGACCCCGCCAACCUGCAGGCCAUCCAGGGCUUUGGCCAGGUCAUGGCUAUGUGCCAACAGAAUGGGGGGAUGCCUUUCCUCCCUGGUAUGUUCCCGUUCGCUCUCCCGGGUGCGGGAACCAUGCCCCUACAAGCUCUAAUGGCGGUGUCUCCCUUCCAAACGCCAGUGCCGCAACCAUCACCUUUCCAGCCGCAGCUAGUCAGCGCUGUGGCCCCCAUCAACUUGACUGGUGCGCUUAACGCCGCAGGGCCAUCGCGUCCCCCGCAAGGUACGAAUCCGCUAAUCACUCCGGAUGGUCACAGCGUCUCGGUUGAAAGCGGAGACGACGAGUGGGACAUUCCAAGGACCCACAAGAAAAAGAAGGGAAAGACUAUCCGCCCAGCAACUUCCCGAAUUUCCGCCUUCAAAAGGCUGGGGGAAAGGGAAGAGGGCCAGAGAAAAUCAGCCAAGCUAAGGCUGGGGCAAAGCGUUGCCCAUGUCAGCGCAUUCGCCCGGUUAGGCGAGAUGAGGGAGGCCGAGCCUGCCCGCACCCAACGCUCCCGGUCAAACCGGUGGGAACCAGCAAGGACGAGGGCCUCUCGUCAAGAAGAGGAAGCAGAAAGCCAGCCUAGGGUACCGGUGGCUAACCGGUUAACUAUCCCCAAUGACCGCGUCCAACAGAUGGAGGCAAAGUUGGAGAGGCUUGAGAAGAAGGUCGGGGAGAAAAGUGACCGGGACAAACCCCUUGCCGGGUCCCCGUUCACCACGAGAGUCCAUUUGACGCCUUUCCCGCGAAAGGUCAAGAUAGACGCCCUGAGAUUUACCGGAAGCAUUGACUCAUUCAGUGACUUGGCCUCAAAAUUUAAGGCCAAGUUCCAGGAGAACUGUACUAAGAGGAAUAAAUUCACCUAUCUUAGUACGGCAGGGCAGAGGGAAUCUGAAAACCUCACUCAGUUCCUUACCCGGUGGAAGGAGGAGGUAGACAAGGUUGAGGAGAUGGACGACAAGACAGUGUUGUCCCUUCUCUUGAAUGGCUUACGUGGCGGGGAACUAUACAAGGAGUUCUGCCGAAAACCCCCGGCCACGUAUCAGGAGGCCUAUCACACAGCAUGGGAGUUUGCUGAGGCUGAAACUCAACUCCGGGCGAGGAAGGAAGCCGAGCAUGGUUACAAGCCCAAGCCGGUGCAAGUCAAGAAGGAAGAAGCACCGGUAACCAGCCGGCCAAGGCACCAUUAUGACCCGGUCGUCCGCGUGGUCAACACGGAAGAGUGCCAGGAGGUAAGGAAAGCACCGGUCAUUCCUCCGGAAAUCCCUACCGGUCAAACUGGGCGUCAGUGGUCGGGCACCUAUUGUUCGUACCACAGGUCAGAUUCCCAUAACACUUCCGAAUGCAAGAGUGUUAAGGGAGUAAUCCGGCAGAUGAUAGACAGCGGGGAACUGGGCAAGGAUUACCUGCAGAAAGCCCAAGAGAAGAACCACCAGUGGGUUAGGCCAGCAACCCAAGGGAAUGACCGGGACAAUGACCGGCGGAGGAACAACCGGCAGAGGGAGCAACAGCCUCCCCUUGACAAAGAGCACAUUGGGAUGAUCUUCGGCGGGCCUGAAGGCGGAGAUUCAGCCGCGCAGCGGAAAAAUUGGGUUCGCAGCAUUUACGUGGGCGAAGUAAGUGCUGAACGAGCCAGGCGUAAGUAUCCCAGGAGGGAGCCAAUAGUCUUCACUGACCGGGACCUCCCUCCUACCGGUGAAGAUCACAAUGAUCCAUUGGUCGUCACCAUGGACAUCAAUGGGGUGGAUGUCGCCCGGGUACUUGUUGACACCGGCAGCAGUGUCAACAUCCUCUACCUGGAGACCUUCCAGAAACUCAGGUUGUGUCGGACGCAACUUGAACCCCUCAAAACCCCUCUCUCAGGCUUCACGGGAGACACGGUGGAAGCUGAAGGGUCCAUAGUUCUACCGGUCGAACUAGGAUCGGGCGAAAAGACCGUGUGGAAGAGAAUGCGGUUCAUUGUUGUGGACAUCAAAUGCGUCCACAACGCUAUCCUGGGGAGGCCGGGCAUCAACAAGGUUGGGGCGGUGAUUUCCAUGCCUCAUCUAUGCAUGAAGUUUCACACUCCAGGCGGUGUGGGAGAAGUGAGGGGCGACCAGAGGAACGCCCGGGAGUGCUAUGCCCGAGCGGUCAAGAAGAUGACCAUGAUGGUCAGAAUUGGAGCAAACCUCCCCAAAGAUCUCAAGGCGGAGAUUACACGGGUCCUCCAAGAAUACGCGGGCAUAUUCGCAUGGAGCGUGGCGGAUAUGCCCGGGAUAGACCGCUCAAUCAUCUGUCACCGGCUGGCAGUGAGGGAUGGAAGUCGACCGGUGCGCCAGAAGAAGAGGUACCUGGCCAGUGACCGGCGAGACUUCGUCAAGAAAGAGGUAUCCCUCAACCACCCGGCCGAUAUGCGUGCCACAUUUGAUAUCAUGGCAAGAUACAACCUCCGGUUAAAUCCCAAGAAAUGCGUCUUCGCGGUUUGUACCGGGAAGUUCUUGGGAUUCAUGGUGACCAAGAGAGGAAUAGAGCCCAACCCAGAAAAAAUCCGGGCUAUCACUGAAAUGCAGGCCCCCACAUCUGUGAGGGAUGUCCAAAAGUUGACCGGUCGUCUAGCGGCACUCAGCCGGUUCCUUUCCCGGUCAGCUGAGAGGUCCCUGCCUUUCUUCAAAGUCCUGAAGAAGGCCAACACUUUUGCAUGGGACGAAGAGUGCCAGAGGGCGUUCGAGGAGUUGAAAGAGUACCUAGUGUCGGAUAUUGUAUUGUCUAAACCCCAGCCGGGUGAAACUCUAACGUUUCCGCGCAAAAAACUGGUCUUUUGGGCAACACCUCUAUUCACCCCCCCUCUAGAGGUGUGCGAGGCGUCUAACAAUCUGUACCUGGGAAUUUCCCCAAAUGCUGUAAGCUCUGUUUUAAUAAGAGAUGAUGGGGCGCAAAAGCCUAUUUAUUAUGUGAGCAAAGCACUAAAUGGAGCAGAAAGUAGAUACACGGCGAUGGAAAAGACAGCCUACGCAGUUUUCAUCUCCGCAAAAAAGUUAACAUCCUACUUCCAAGCUCACCCGAUAGAAGUCUUGACUGACCAACCGCUGGGUGCAGUCUUGCGAAAUUCAACAUCUUCCGGGAGGAUGGUGAAAUGGGCGAUGAUGUUAACUCAAUUCAACAUUGAGUACCGGCCGAGAUCAGCAAUCAAAGGGCAAGCCCUUGCGGACUUCCUUGUGGAAAUGACCGGUGUAACUCCAGAUGCACCGGUCGACAAGCCUACCGAGCAGUGGUGGGAGAUGGCAGUAGACGGGGCGUCCGGUCCUAAAGGUUACGGGGGUGGUAUAGUUUUUACCACCCCGGAAGGGUUCAAGAUUUACCAUGCAAUCAUCUUCAACUUCAAGCUCACAAACAACGAGGCAGAAUACGAAGCUCUAGCUGGAGGGCUCAGACUUGCCCAAGCCCUGAAGAUUAACCGGGUUAGUAUAAAAUCUGAUUCCAGUUUGAUCGUUGGGCAAGUGACCGGCAACAUGGAAGCCAGAGAAGGGCGAAUGGCGCAAUACAAGGACCUAGUACUUGCCUUGUUGAAAGGUUUCGACGAAUUCAAGAUCGCCCAAAUCCCCCGGGCAGAGAACGCGGAUGCCGACCUUCUCUCCAAACUGACGCAGUAUGCCCCCGAGCAUGUCUCAAAACUUGCACGAGUGGAGAUUCUUGAUCAUGCCAGCAUCGAGAAGUUUGAAGUUGCCGCUAUAGCAGGUGGAAGCUGUUGGAGUUGUGCCCUGAUGGCCAACUGUUUAUCAUUAUUCUAUCAUGUAUUGGCAGAUAUAAUAUGUUUACACAUCUCAUGCUAAUGUAAACAAAUAUUAUAUUCCUAGAUUUAUAUUUAAAAGAUGUUUAUCAGAUAAUGUUAUUCUGCUGAUGAGACUAACAUCUUGAAAUAAAUAUUUAUCUAAAUGUCCAUAGUCGAGUAUUAACGAGAGUGGGAUAUCGUUAAUGCAUGUGAGACUAGUGUGUGUUGGAUGUUUGACUUAGUCUCAUAGUCAAUGACGGUGUGUUCGCAUCCGCACAUGGGCAGAUAUUAUCUAGAGAUAAUAGGAUGCCGGACUGACCCAUCCUA
Messenger RNA from Cuscuta campestris, 4929 nucleotides. The record is from the annotation of a GenBank genome assembly. Lineage: Eukaryota; Viridiplantae; Streptophyta; Magnoliopsida; Solanales; Convolvulaceae.